AUGUUGGGGCAAUACAAGAACGAGGAAGUUAGCAUAACUGUUACAGGCCACAGCUUGGGUUUAGCAUUAGCCACACUAUGCGCUAUUGACAUAGUUGACAACCAAGUCAAUAAGGAGUUCCCAUUGACGGCAUUUGUAUUUGGUUGCCCACGAGUCGGAGAAGAGAAUUUCAAGAAAGCUUAUGAGAAAUUGAAAAAUCUUCAAAUAUUGCGCAUUUGUAAUGCCCCUGAUCAUAUUUUGGAGAUGCCAGACCGCGGACUCGUCAAUGGGUCUGCAAAUGACUGGAGAGUGUAUGAACAAGUUGGCUCUGAACUUUCAAUUGACACUACCAAGUCGAAGUAUUUUAAGAAAGACGUAAAUGGUCAUAUUCUGGAGGUUUAUUUGCAUGGAAUUGCUGGAACGCAAGGACCAAAAGGAGAGUUUAAUUUUGGAGAUAAAUCGGGAAGAACUAUUGUAACGUUUGGUUCUCAGAGAAGAACAUAA
Molecule: messenger RNA, 483 nt
Organism: Lycium barbarum (goji berry)
Lineage: Eukaryota; Viridiplantae; Streptophyta; Magnoliopsida; Solanales; Solanaceae
Product: phospholipase A1-II 1-like
Exons: 1
Coding region: 1-483 (160 amino acids)
Biological process (GO): lipid metabolic process
Molecular function (GO): glycerophospholipid phospholipase A1 activity
Source: RefSeq, a predicted model, not a curated record